Hyla sarda is the source of this 1728-nucleotide messenger RNA. RefSeq names its product zinc finger CCCH-type containing 10 (gene ZC3H10). The transcript is spliced from 2 exons. NCBI's taxonomy places the organism in Eukaryota, Metazoa, Chordata, Amphibia, Anura, Hylidae. The record is from RefSeq and is a predicted model, not a curated record. Gene Ontology annotation, molecular function: metal ion binding. The coding region runs from base 272 to 1501 and encodes 409 amino acids.
ACGUGCCGGAAGUAGGCGUGGUGUCACUCUGCGCGGGCCUUCCUUGUGGCGUCGUCACACGUUCUUAUCGUUACUUUGUGUUUUGCGGUUGAUCGCUGUUCGUCCCGUAGUGGCCCUUUAUCGUGAUCGCGGUUUAUUUUAGCGGGCAUCGACUGCGAGGCGUUCUUUGCUUUUACGCAGAGCGCUUUGCCGGGUGCACCCUACAUACUAAGGCGCAGCGAUAAGUGUUGGCUAUUUAAAAACAAAAAGUACAAAAAGCACUGCUAUAACAAUGCCCAACAGGGAGAAUUACGCAAAUGGCAGCGGUAGUGGCAGUGAGGAAGCGGCUUCGGUUGUGGAUUUUGUGUGCCGUGACUUUCUGCGCAACGUAUGCAGGCGAGGGAAGCGCUGCCGCUUUAAGCAUCCAGACACCAGUGACGUUUCUGAUCUUGGAGUGCAAAAGAAUGAGUUUGUCUUCUGUCACGAUUUUCAGAACAAGCAAUGCGUUCGCAUCAAUUGCAGAUUUAUCCACGGCACAAAGGAGGAUGAAGAGCAUUACAAGAAAACAGGGGAGUUACCUGCUCGCUUGCGACACAAAGUGGCGGCCGGUCUUGGCUUGUCUCCCACUGACUUGGCUAGUAAAGAUGAGAUUCCCAUCUGUCGGGAUUUCCUGAAAGGUGACUGCCAGCGUGGGGACAGGUGCAAGUUUCGCCAUUUGCAAAGAGAUUUUGAUUAUCAAUAUGAAUACUCAUGUGAUAUAAGAGGAGGGGUCCUCAACCAGGGCCUUAAUUCUGGAGGCCUGCCUGCCACCACGCCACGCUCCUUUGAGCCUUACGGAGGACAUGAUGGGAUUUUAGAAACUGAUUAUUCAUCCUCCUAUCGCUAUGGUGAUCGCUUUGAUGAUCCUGUAAUGAAAAGACGACGCGUGGCAUAUGAUGGGUACUAUAGUGCGUCUCCUGUCGAAUACCGUAUGCUGGAAGAAGAAAACGUCAUGCUUAGGAGGCGCAUUGAGGAGCUGAAAAAGCAAGUUUCUGUUCUGGCAGCGACCAACGAAGUUCUACUUGACCAAAAUGCUCAGUUUCGCAGUCAAGCCAAGGUGGUAACACUUAGCACCUUGAGCACCACAGCUCCAACCAGUGAACAGGCAGUGGGCACAGUGACUAACUAUAAUCAUGGCAUUGCGCAAACCCACACCACUUUAAGCAGCCAGGCAUUGCAGCCCCGACCAGUCACACAGCAGGAACUGGUGGCCUCCACUGGCGCACAGGCUCCAACACAGAACAACGCAGCCCCUCAAUUAAACCCUGAAAUUACUCCCCUCUCUGCUGCGCUGGCGCAAACCAUUGCCCAAGGCAUGGCUCCUCCGCCCGUCUCCAUGGCACCCGUGGCGGUGUCUGUUGCUCCAGUGGCUGUUUCUAUGGCCCAGCCUCUUCCUGGCAUCACCAUGACCCAUGCCACUACACCUAUGGUAACCUAUCCCAUUGCUUCACAAAGCAUGCGCAUAACAGCCAUGCCACACUAAUCUGUCUUUGUCUAAACCCUUUUUGAUGUCUAGCAGCCUUGCAGCAUUUUGCCAAGGUAAUGGGCGCCAUCAGUGUAGUGCAUUAUGCUGGUGGGGGGGAGAUAAAAUGCAUCAUAGUGCAUUAGAUUUGUAUCGGGGAAUGUGUAUCUGUGUACAAAGGAUUAGUUUGAGGUUUUAUAAAGGUGGGUUUCUGUUAUGUAUAUAAAUUUGUUAUUGAUUUUUUUUUU